Solanum lycopersicum (tomato) is the source of this 978-nucleotide messenger RNA. RefSeq names its product R2R3MYB transcription factor 14 (gene MYB). Lineage: Eukaryota; Viridiplantae; Streptophyta; Magnoliopsida; Solanales; Solanaceae. The record is from RefSeq and is marked provisional.
AAAAGAUGGGUAGAGCUCCUUGUUGUGAGAAAAUGGGAUUGAAGAAAGGUCCAUGGACUCCUCAAGAAGACAAUAUUCUCAUAUCUUACAUUCAAAAUAAUGGACAUUCCAAUUGGCGUGCCCUUCCUAAACUUGCUGGACUAUUGAGAUGCGGAAAGAGUUGCAGAUUGCGAUGGACUAAUUAUUUGCGUCCAGAUAUAAAGAGAGGAAAUUUCACCAAAGAAGAAGAAGACACUAUAAUCAAGCUUCAUGAAAAUCUUGGCAAUAGAUGGUCCGCAAUAGCAGCAAGAUUACCAGGACGAACAGAUAAUGAAAUAAAAAACAUUUGGCACACCAACUUGAAGAAAAAACUCAAGAAUUAUCAGCCUUGUCAAAAUUCCAAAAGACACUCCAAGACUAGUCAUGUUUCCAACAAGGGUCCUACAACUUCUGAAUCCUCCAAUAACUCUGAUCUUAGUACAAGUACUAAACAACACAUUAAGAUUGCACCUAACUCACCACAACUUUCAUCUAGUGAAAUGUCAAGUGUGACGUUAGUUGUUGAUGAUAAUCAGAUGGUGAUUAUAAAGGAAGAAAAAAUCGAGUCAUCAUCGUCGGAGUAUUUUCCAAAGAUCGAUGAGAGUUUCUGGGCAGAUGAAUUAUCGACGGAGAAUAAUAUGAUUAUUGGUCAUGAUCAAGAAAUACAAGUGAGGGAAGAAAAUGUAGACAUAUUUACUACUAGUUCAAAAAUGGAGGAGGACAUGGACUUUUGGUACAAUGUUUUCAUAAAGACAGGGGAUUUGCCAGAAUUACCAGAAUUUUGAGGGGUCUAUUUUGAUUAUUAUGUAAAUUUUGAGAUUAAUUAGUGGUAUUUCUAGCUAAUAGUUUUUUCUUUUUUCUUUUAGGAAUUUUUGGAGUUGGCAAGUUUGAAAUUUCAUGUUUGUUUAAUCUUGACUAUUAUUUAGAGUGGACCCCAAAAAAAUAAAAAAAUAAUUCCAA